Plectropomus leopardus (leopard coralgrouper) is the source of this 1806-nucleotide messenger RNA. NCBI's taxonomy places the organism in Eukaryota, Metazoa, Chordata, Actinopteri, Perciformes, Serranidae. The record is from RefSeq and is a predicted model, not a curated record.
UGUGUCUGUGAUGAUGUGUCUGUGAUGUGUCUGUGUGAUGUGUCUGUGAUGAUGUGUCUGUGAUGUGUCUGUGAAGAGAUGAAGAACAACGAGAACCUCCCUGGAGACGAUGAUGAGGCCUACAAAGAUAAAGUAUGUGUCGAUGGUGGGAGCUGGUUGUUGGUGUUUUUUAAACUGUCAGUCCUGGAUGCACGCUGGCCCGGAGUCCUGAAUCAUGGGAGGUCAUGGAAGACGGCCGCUGCACUUCAUGCACAGGGAAGAGUCCUGAAAAGGGAGAAUCAGAGUGUGAGAAGACAUCAAACGUUUCGGCAGCUCUAGUAGCAGUAAAAAUAAGUGCUACAGUGAUGAAAACACCCCGAAACACUCUCAGGUUCCUAAAAAAAAGCCAUAAAGUGAUAAAUGCUUCAAAUAUCAAACCGUUAAAAAAUGAAGCGCUGCGGGUUUCGGGUUUAGUUGGGACUCAUGCCAGCAGGUGUUCGUUUAUUGAUUGAUUAGUUAUUAGGCUCUAUGUCUCUGACGGGUUGUGAAAAGAUCGAGCAGCUGCAGGAUCAGCGCUGAUCCUGCAGCUGCUCAGACAGUCGGGCUGAAAGUGCACGAGGGCAGGUAUGGUUCAUUUCCACCCCCCGCCAGCAGGUGACCUCCGUGCGACGUCAGCUGUGACGUAACACCGGGGGCUGAGAGGAAGUGAAGGAGAGGAAGAGGAACUGCUGAUGACACGCAGCUCUGGACUCACCUGGAUCACCUGGACUCACCUGGAUCACCUGGACUCACCUGGAUCACUUGGGUCCAGCUCGUGGGUCGGCGCGCGUGAAGCGGAGCGGUUUAAUGCUGUUUGGUGUUUUUUGGGGAAUCGGCUGACUGCUGGCAGGUGAACAGCCAAUCACAGGAGAGGACUGUGGAUCUCCAUGGUAACCGCGGAUUGUUUGGGGAAGGGACGAGCUUCCUGUUUGUCGGAGGAUCGGACCGUCAGAGUCGUGAUGGCGGGGACGUCGAGGCACGACCGAGAGAUGGCGGUGAAGGCCCGGCGCCAGUUGUCGGAGUGUUCGGACCCGUUGGACAGACUCAGGCUGCAGUGUCUGGCUCGAGGGUCGUCCGGCAUCAAGAGUUUGGGCAGAACCUUUAAGGUCUUGGACGACGACAACAGCCGCUCGCUGGAGCUGAAGGAGUUCCUGAAGGGUCUGAAUGACUUCGGGAUCCUGAUCGAGAAAAAAGAGGCCCUGGCUCUCUUCGAGCGUUUCGACCGCGAUGGGAACGGGACCAUCGACUUUGACGAGUUCCUCGUCACUCUGAGGCCGCCGAUGUCCAAAGCCAGGAAGGAGGUGGUGAUGCAGGCAUUUCGGAAGCUGGAUAAGACAGGCGACGGGGUGAUCACCAUCGACGACCUGCGGGGGGUUUAUAACGCCAAGUACCACCCCAAGUAUCAGAACGGGGAGUGGAGCGAGGAUCAGGUCUUCAGGAAGUUCUUGGACAGCUUCGACUCUCCAUAUGACAAAGACGGACAGGUGACCCAGGAGGAGUUUAUGAAUUAUUACGCCGGUGUGAGCGCGUCCAUCGAUACAGACGUCUACUUUAUUGUGAUGAUGAGAAAUGCCUGGAAGCUCUGACUGAGCGUCGUCGUGGUAAACCAGCUCGUGGUUGGGUUGGCGAGGUGGUGGAGGGCGCCGCGGGUCGUCCAUAGGAAUCCUGCAGAGUAUAUUGUGUGGUUUUAAUGUUUCAAACACAACACAAAGAAAAAAAACACAGUGAAUAUGUGAAAAUGAAAUCAUGAUCGGACUCAAAGAACCAUACAAGAUACAAACCUCAGUG